Messenger RNA from Ipomoea nil (Japanese morning glory), 1701 nucleotides. Its product is annotated as ATP-dependent DNA helicase pif1-like. Gene Ontology annotation, biological process: DNA repair; telomere maintenance. The coding region runs from base 1 to 1701 and encodes 566 amino acids. The record is from RefSeq and is a predicted model, not a curated record. NCBI's taxonomy places the organism in Eukaryota, Viridiplantae, Streptophyta, Magnoliopsida, Solanales, Convolvulaceae. Gene Ontology annotation, molecular function: DNA helicase activity. The transcript is spliced from 2 exons.
AUGGAUGAAGCUGGUAAUGAGAUGGUGGAUGAAAUAAACAUGUACUAUGAUUGCAGGUACAUCUCUGCAUGCGAGGCAGCUUGGAGGUUGUUUAGUUUUGAAGUCCAGUACAGAACUCCACCGGUUGAGCGACUAAGCUUUCACUUGCCUGACUGCCAAUCAGUUGUGUUCCAAGACGAUGAUACGAUUGAUCAUGUCAUGAAUAGAGAGACCGUUGGGCAAAGUAUGUUUAAUGCAUGGUUUGUAGCCAACCAGAAGUUUAAAGAAGCGAGCUUAUUAACUUACAUUGAGAUGCCUACCAAAUUUGUGUGGAAAAAGGACAUCCGUGAAUGGCAUCCAAGAAAGAAGGGAAAGACUUUCUUGUGGAGAGCGUUGUCAGCUACAAUCCGAUGCAAAUGUCAGAUCGUUUUAAAUGUGGCAUCAAGUGGCAUAGCUUCUUUGUUGUUACCAGGUGGCCGAACUGCUCACUCAAGAUUUGCAAUACCUAUUGCAAUAAACGAAGACUUAACCUGUAACAUUAAGCAAGGUAGCGACCUGGCUGAAUUGUUGAUAAAGACGAGUUUGAUAAUAUGGGAUGAAGCUCCUAUGAUGCACAAACAUUGCUUUGAAGCCUUAGAUCGAACUAUGUGGGAUUUGUUGCAUUUUGUAGACCCGUGUAGUGAAAUGAAGACGUUUGGUGGUAAAACAAUUGUUUUGGGUGGAGAUUUCCGCCAAAUUCUCCCAGUAGUUCCAAAACGUACAAGGCAAGAUAUUGUUUCUUCAGCCAUAAAUUCAUCAUAUCUAUGGGAUAGUUGCAAAGUUUUAAGGUUGACUAAAAACCUCAGACUAAGUUCGGUACCCAACGGUGGAAACCGGCAGGCAUUACAAGAAUUUGCCGAUUGGAUUGCUAAUGUCGGUGAUGGAAAACUGGGUGGGCGGAAUGAUGGUUUCGCAGAGGUUGAAAUUCCAAAACACAUGUUACUGUCAUCCAGAGGGGACGAUAUUAAAACAAUUGUGCACAGUACAUUUCCUAUGUUUGCAAAUGGAAACGCCAACCCCGAGCAUCUGCUAGCUCGUGCUAUAUUAGCUCCAACGCUCGACAUGGUCAACGCCGUCAAUGACUAUAUGACUGAGUUGCAUAAUGCCGAAAGCAGGUCGUACUAUAGUUCAAACGCAGUAUGCAAAGCCGAUGGCGACAACGGCAUACUUGGAGAUGUACACACACCGGAAUUUCUAAACAGCAUUAGGGUUUCAGGUCUACCAAAUCAUACACUGACUUUGAAAAUCGGUUCACCGGUAAUGUUAAUGAGAAAUAUUGACCAUUCUCUUAGUUUGUGCAAUGGAACUCGGUUGAUAAUUACAAAGCUAGCAGACCAUGUUAUUGAAGGCGAGAUUCUGACCGGACCUAACAAAGGUACAAAAGUGAUGAUCCCCCGAAUGUCAAUGUCACCCUCCGAUCCAAGAUUGCCGUUCAAGUUUCAACGAAGGCAAUUCCUAUUAAUGCUUUCAUAUGCAAUGACCAUAAACAAAAGUCAAGGACAAACGUUGAGUCAUGUUGGUUUAAUACUAAAGAAAUCGAUUUUUGUACACGGUCAGUUGUACGUAGCUGCAUCUCGGGUUAACAAUCCAGACGGUCUCAAAAUAUUGAUAGUCAAAGACCCAAGUUCAACUACUACAUCAACCACUAAUGUUGUAUAUCAUGAAGUUUUCAAUAAUUUGUAA